AUGGCCUACCAGGGGACACAUUAUAAUUAUCAGGUAAUUGUGAUAUUCGCGAUUCUUCUCGGCGGCGUGUUGCUGUUGGCGCUGGUGAUUGGCGCCAUCUGGUUUGUCUGCGUCAAUAAUAUGCGUGACGACGACCGGAAGCGUAUCCGCUCCCGGCCCCCAUCACAAGUCUGGGGCCACCACCAGGCCAACAUCCAGCCCCAACAACAAACGUUCCCCCAAUCAUACCCGCCCUACAACCCCAACGACCAAUUCUCGCAGCGACCCAUCUCGGCCAGCCCGGCCGUCCAGCAGUACAACGUUUCGCAGAGUCCACUAGUGACCCAAAUGCCGCAGGAUAUGUAUGGCAAUCAGUACCGCCAGUUGCAACCGGAAGUGACUUACACUCAGGGACCGACCAGCUACAUGGCGCAGACGCCCGUCGACUAUUCGAUGAACCGAGAGCCCUUCCGCCAAUCCGUCAUU
Molecule: messenger RNA, 465 nt
Organism: Mesorhabditis spiculigera
Lineage: Eukaryota; Metazoa; Nematoda; Chromadorea; Rhabditida; Rhabditidae
Source: the annotation of a GenBank genome assembly